This is a messenger RNA of Miniopterus natalensis, 614 nucleotides long. It is a transcript of the gene DDT, whose product is annotated as D-dopachrome tautomerase. Gene Ontology annotation, molecular function: phenylpyruvate tautomerase activity. The record is from RefSeq and is a predicted model, not a curated record. NCBI's taxonomy places the organism in Eukaryota, Metazoa, Chordata, Mammalia, Chiroptera, Miniopteridae.
UGGGAACACUCCUCGGACGCCGCAGUGUCUUUCUCCGCCACGGCAGCUCGCGCCCUUUCCCGCCCGACAUGCCAUUUGUGGAACUGGACACGAAUUUGCCCGCUGGCCGCGUGCCCGCGGGGCUGGAGAAGCGGCUCUGCGCAGCCACGGCCGCCAUCCUGGGCAAACCCGAGGACCGCGUGAGCGUAACGAUUCGGCCCGGCCUGCCCAUGGCGGUGAGUGGUUCGGCCGAGCCCGGCGCGCAGCUGAUAGUCUCCUCCAUCGGUGUGGUGGGCACGGCGGAGGAGAACCGCGGCCACAGCUCCCGUUUCUUUGAGUUCCUCAUGAAGGAGCUGCAACUGGGCCAGGACCGGAUAAUUAUCCGCUUUUUCCCCCUGGAGCCCUGGCAGAUUGGCAAGAAGGGGACGGUCAUGACUUUUUUGUAACUGGCACGGAGUACAUCCAGGGCAUCUGUGACCUGGUCACCUCUUCCAGAGGGUCUCCUGGCAGAGUGAGGGCCUGGUGGAUACCAGCUUCUGGCACCCCCACAUGCAGACAUGCCUGUGACCUCACAAUCUUCUUCUUCCCCAUCCUCAUGCCAAAUAAAUGAAGAGAGCUUCAUCUUUCAAACAUGA